Messenger RNA from Chelonoidis abingdonii (Abingdon island giant tortoise), 3716 nucleotides. RefSeq lists its product as uncharacterized. The record is from RefSeq and is a predicted model, not a curated record. NCBI's taxonomy places the organism in Eukaryota, Metazoa, Chordata, Testudines, Testudinidae.
UGUUAAACUUGUGCCCCUACGUCUGUCUUCAGCAUGCUGCAGACGUGACACUCAGUGCGGACCUGCUGGAGGGGAUGGGGUGCUGUGGCAGACUGGGAGAUAGUUUAAGAUGGUGAGCUAGCUGGAGGGUCAGCAAAAUGAUGCCAUGAAAAAACGCCCUGUGCCGACACUGGCAUGUCGUUUGGUUCAGAGGCAAAGUCGAUUGAGAUAAGGAGGCUGUUAACCUGGAACGUGGCCCCUGACAGGUGUCACUGGGCUGUAUGAUGCACCCACCAGGGUUCUGCUGGUGUGAGCACCUCCCAGGCUGAAGAUGGCAGGUGGGAAAUGCCAGGUCGCUCCAGGCCGAGGGUUCCUCCUGCUCUGCAUUUUGACUCUGCAUUUUAGCUCUUGGAAUCCUGUUGCAUCAGCAGACCUGAACUCUACUCCUGCCAUGUUUACGGUCAUCACUCCCUCUGUUCUGGAGACUUCCCCUAUUUCCAGCACAUCUAUGGUCUCCAACCACUCUGCGAAUGGGACAGAAGACACACCUCUCACCUGCCAGAGUUUUCAGUGCUCUGGUGAGAGAUGCUACCAGGACAAAGCUUAUGCCAAUGACACCGUGACCUGCCACAAUGAAUCUCACUGUGAGCUCUAUCGUCUCACCCACACAAACUACACAGCCAAGUGCAGCAGUGAGUGUGGGAGAGGGAACGGCACUGAGAUGUGUGUGACCAACGGCAGCGUGAGCAUGAGCAAGUGCAUCCUGGAGUGCUGCAACUCGCCCCUGUGCCUGCAACUCAAUGCCACCGCCUAUGGUGACUUGCCGCCCACCACCACUCCAGCUCCCACAACGACCACCAUGAAGCCACCUCCCAAAAAUGGGAAAGUGUGCACAACCUUCUCCUGUAAUGGAGAUGGAUGCUUCAAAGGCAAGAAGUCUGCUGCUGAAUGCAUCGUUGGAUUCGACUUCUGUGAGAUGAAGAAGAUUGGCUCAGAUUACGUGGCUGGAUGUAGCAAAGUCUGCAAGACUGCCAGCCCAGCCUGUGUCAGAGGAGCAGCUGCCCCCUGUUACCAGGAAUGCUGCCAAGCUACCCCUAAAACUAGCUGCCUGAAACUGGAUGGCAAGGUGCACGUCAAUGGCGCUGGGCAGGUGGCUCUGGCCCCAAUCCUGAAACUCCUGGCCUGUGGUGUGGGUCUUGUCAUACAUUACAGCCUCUCCACUUUCCUUCAGGGUUAAGCAAGGACUCUCUGAGCUCCGCAGACUGACUAGGGCAGGAUUCAGGGGCACACACAAUAUUGGCUAAAACUCGCAUAAAAUCUAGGGUUUCUGUACCUCUUAAAUUCAGAUAAGGUUGGCUAGAAAAUUCCAUCUAUUGAAUCAGCGUCACAGGAAGGGAGAUCACUGGAACCCACAGGCCUUCUCCUCUCUGUGCAGGCCUGGCUAGUGCCCAGAAAGUUAGUGGUUAGCACCCAUGGAUGUUUGUGAAAUACAGAGCCCAGUGCGUGCAGCUAACUGAACUGGUCAGGUACAUCUACGCUGCAGUAAAACACCACUGCUGGCCUGUGUCAGCUGACUCUGGGACCCUGCGAGGUGGGAGGGUCCUAGAGCCUGGGCUUCUGCCUAAGCCCAGUCUCUACACUGUGAAUUUUACAGUCCCGCACCCUAAGCCCCAUGAGCCUGAGUCAGCUGCCUCGGACCAACCACAGGUGUCCUACUGCAGUGUAGACAGACCCUUAGUCUUUCCCAUGCAGAUUCUCCAAUUUGAUACAGAGGAGGGUGAAAACUACUGGCCAUGGGGAUGGAUGUGGGGCUCCCGGACCUGUGGAGAGGGUAGGCAUUGUGCCACAUGCUUCCUUCUAGCCACAGGAGUGAUGUCAGCUGCUCAUCAGACUGAUUCCUGGCUAUGCUGCCUCCGCAGAACAGAUUAGGAGCUGGCUAGGUGCUGUGGGGCAGUCCUCAGUGAACUCCCCCCCACCCCCUUCUGAGUGCUAGUGCCAGCACCUCUUCCUGACUCAUGGGGGUGAAGACGGCAAACUCCAGCCACUCUGGGAAUUACUCUUCCACCGUUCACACCUUGUUUGCAUGUAAAGCAGCUGUCUGUGUAGCAGGGAGGGUGACUGAGUGAAAUCACAGUCCUCUGCUGCACACACACAUCCCCAGCCCUCCCCCAAAGUAGGAAAACACUUCAGUGGGAGUAUCUGAGCAGGAAGAGCUUUCUCUUGUGCUUCUGAAGAGCAGCUAAGGUGCCUGUGCUAACCAAGGGAACACGCUGAUGAGGGGGCAAGGCAGGACUCGGGGCUGUCUACACUGGGCACUUACACUGACAUGGCUACAUCUCUCAGGGAUGUGAAAAACACCUCUGGGAGAUGUAGCUCUGUUGACCUAACCCCUGUGUAGACAACGCUAGGUCGAUGGAACAAUUCUUUCCUCAACCUGGCUGCAGCCUCUCGGGGAGAACCAAGGGGAGAACCCCUCCCGUUGGCAUAGGCAGGGUCUGCACUGAAGCACUACAGCGGUGCUGCUACAGCUUAAGUGUAGACACACCCUUGGAUUCCUAGCCCAAGAGCUGCCCUUGCCAGUAAACCAACUGGCCUGAGCUGUCGGCUGAAAUCAUUGGCAUCUUCUUAAAGGCCAAGUUUGUAGAACCUCCUGUCUUAACAUCUCCUGAGGCUAGGCUACUCUCCCAGCGUCCUGGUAAACGCUGCCCCACAUCAGGGACUAGUCAACGGCCCCACUGACUCCUGCAGGCAGUAGUUAGUUCCCCAGCUGUACGUAUUCACCACCCAUUCAUAGGCCAGAGAGCACAAAUCUGAUCUUGACUUGGUCUGAGGUGACAGCCCCGCUGCUGAGAGUCACUGGCCCAGCUGACUUGAAUGUUGGCUGGUAUUAGUAUAUCUGAUUCUUUGGUUGAUCUAGGAUAGCUCAUAGUAGUAGUUCUGAAUAGGAAUAGGUUGCUGUUUCCAAGCUCCAUACACAACCUCUAAGCCUUGUUUUAACUUCCCCAGUUAGUUCCUUUUUGGAAUCUUAUGUUUUUAAUGAACCUUAAACCCUCAUGAUUGUGCCUCUCCCCUGUGAAAUCCAAAGGGGAACAGAGCAGACACACAGCAUAUGCAUUAAGCAGGCUGCAAAGCUGAACUCUUCCCGCCAAAAACCUGUAGGACUGUGUGACUUGCAGACAAAGUGAAGCUGCCUGGGGCUACUGCCAUGUGACUUUACUAGCCUGAGAUUUUGGAUUACCUGGAAUGAAUGACAUCCCACAUGGGCGGUGUGUAUAAUAGGCUGGGGAAUGCUGUGCCUCCCCAAACAUCCCUGCGUGGCCCUGCUCAUGCUCUGCCCCAAGACCCUCUCCUGCUGCUAGUUUGCCCCAGCUCAGGCAGGCUGCUCCUCUUUUGGGAAGCCAGCUGGGGACAAGGCAGCUGGGACUUGGGGUGUUUGGAGCCACCCAGUGCUGGGGGGGGGGCCCUUGGCGCUGGGAAUGUGCGCCGCCCGCCCUGUGCUUUGGGGCUGAAGGGGGUUGUGCACCACCCGCCCAAUCUCCAGGGUGAGGGGGCCAUGCACCGUCCACCUGGUCCUCUGGGACUGGUAGGGGAGGAGGUCACACGUGCCACCCACCCAGUGCUCUGGGGCUGAGGAGAGGCUGUGCACUGCCCAGCUGCUCAGGAUCUUGGGCUGGUGGGGGGGCCUCCCACUGGGGUCUCUGGGGCUGGAGGUACUUGGGUGACUCUGGCUGGCAGGG